UUACAAGUGCAUCGGUGGCCUUUGUCGAAUAAAAACGAACGUCCCCCGAACAACGAGUUUGAAGCAAACAUGCGCAACAGGCCAGCUUCAUCAACACGAUGGCAACUGUCCAGGAGACCGGUAUCAAAUCCAUUGUGACGCCGGUAGAAAUAAGGUAUCGUCGCGGCCCAACACCGCCGCCUCAGGACAAGCCGGAGAAUCCAAGCAUCUCAAUCCUCCAGUACGACCCCGCCCUCGAGUCCGUCAUCGGCCCAAGCCCGACGCACGCCCUCGUCCUCUCCUCCGUCGGAACUUCCGCCAAACCCUUCUUCCACCGCGGAUGCAUCUACGUCGCCUCCCGCAACGAGCUAUGGACCACCUCCGCGCCCCUCGCGGCGACUGACCCCUCGCGCCCGCCCACGAUCCUCAUGUCAAAGGUGACCGUCACUCGCAACCCCGCCGACGACACCCUCACCGCCGAAUGGGCUAAACUGCGCCCGCCGCCGACCAUGCCGAUGCCCGCGAGCGGGUGCGCCGUCGGCGACGACAGGAUGGUCUGGUGCUCCCAGGGAACCACCGCGCCCGGGAACGGAGGCGUCUUCUUUCUGCCUGCAGGCAGGCCGCCGCAGGCCGUGGCCUCGACGUACCACGGCCGGGACUUCAACUCGCCGCACAGUGCGGCGGUGUCGUCCCGCGAUGGCGGCAUCUGGUUCACGGACCCGUGUUGCGGUCAUGAGCAGGACUUCCGGGGUCCGCCGCAGCUGCCGCCGCAGAUCUAUCGAUGCGACGCGAAGACCGGGGAGGUGAGGGCCAUGGCGGACGGGUUCGUCCGCCCGACCGGGAUUGCAGUUGACGAAGACUGUUCGACGAUUUACAUCGCGGAUGCUGGGGGAGUCCGCGUGGACGGCAGUCUGGACUUGAUUCAACCACGGAGCAUCUACGCCUUUGACAUCGUGAUGCGUAACGGCGCCGUCUUUCUGGCCAACAGACGGAUGUUCGCCCUGGUGAGGAGAGGUGCUCCCAUGCACCUCAUGUGUGAGGAUGGCAAUGUGUGGGCCGCUUGCGGCGACGGGGUUGAGAUUUGGAAUAGCGGUGGCUCAUUGCUGGGUGUGAUCCAAGUGCCAGGCGGUGUUAUAAGCUUCUGCCGCGGGCCAGAGAACAUCCUCUACCUAUGCGCCGGACAGAGCUUAUGGGUACUCUAUCUGUCGGGAGGUCGGGGAGACUAUUCGGCUCCCAGCCCGGAAAUGUUUUAGAUGGCGACGGGAACAAGUCGCGAACAACUUUAAUACAGAUGGCUCAGAGCGCAUUGGCUAGGCGCCGCAUGGCUACGUUGGCAGCUUCAACAUCAGCUGGGUGACAGGUCUUACAUCGUGCGGUUCCAUCUGCGAGAAAGUUUGUCGCGGAAUCAGUUCUACAUAGAACCUCGACAUUAAUAGUAAAUGGUACAAAGUUGCUUU
Messenger RNA from Colletotrichum destructivum, 1436 nucleotides. RefSeq names its product Putative six-bladed beta-propeller, TolB, SMP-30/Gluconolactonase/LRE-like region. Lineage: Eukaryota; Fungi; Ascomycota; Sordariomycetes; Glomerellales; Glomerellaceae. The record is from RefSeq and is a predicted model, not a curated record. The transcript is spliced from 5 exons. Bases 99 to 1232 code for a protein of 377 amino acids.